AUGGAUACUAGCAUAGAUGGCCAACCAUAUUUCAGAGUUCGUAACAGCAAUGUUCCUAGAGCCACAGCAAGCACUACACCAUAUGGAUGCACCAGUGAGCAAAGUCACCUAUUGCCCAUAGCCAAUGUGGGGCGAAUCAUGAAGCAAGCUCUACCACAGAAUGCGAAGAUAUCCAAACGAGCAAAAGAAACAAUCCAGGAAUGUGCAUCGGAGUUCAUCAGCUUUGUUACUGAGGAAGCAUCUGACCGAUGCUGCAAGGAUAACCGCAAGACUAUCAAUGGAGAUGAUAUCUGUUGUGCUAUGAAGACACUUGGCCUUGAUGAAUAUGCUGAUGCCAUGAAAAUAUAUUUGUGUAGAUAUAGGGAGCAUGAAGAGAAGGCAACCUCCAUGAAGUGCAAUAAGCCAGUUCAAAUUGAUGUCAACAAUGAAUUACCAAUCUUUCAAAGCAGUCAAAGUAGAGACCAAUUGCCUUCCAGGAGUCCUCAAAAUGCUGCAAAGACAAGGAAAUUUUUCUGA
Elaeis guineensis (African oil palm) is the source of this 516-nucleotide messenger RNA. RefSeq names its product transcriptional activator hap3-like. The record is from RefSeq and is a predicted model, not a curated record. Gene Ontology annotation, molecular function: DNA-binding transcription activator activity, RNA polymerase II-specific; protein heterodimerization activity; RNA polymerase II cis-regulatory region sequence-specific DNA binding. Gene Ontology annotation, cellular component: CCAAT-binding factor complex. Lineage: Eukaryota; Viridiplantae; Streptophyta; Magnoliopsida; Arecales; Arecaceae. Gene Ontology annotation, biological process: regulation of transcription by RNA polymerase II.